GCUGCUGCUCUAGCCCCACCACCUUUUGCAGCACAUAAGUAUUUCAUGCCAUUCUAACUGAAUCAGUGCUGGGCACCCAAGGGAAGCUCUGAAGACAUAGCCCUGAAAUCAGCUUGAAGUGAAACUCAGAGGAGACAAUCACAGAAGGAGAUGGACUUCUCCUUAGAAUCUUGGGUUCUCCUGGCUCUCAGCCUGGUGCUUCUGUAUCAAUAUGGGACCUAUCGCCAUGGACUUUUUAAGAAACUUGGAAUUCCUGGGCCUAAACCUCUGCCUUUUCUUGGAAACCUUUUGGCCUACAGAGAGGGCAUGUGGAAAUUUGAUACAGAGUGCUAUAAAAAGUAUGGAAAGAUAUGGGGGUCAUAUGAUGGUCGACAGCCUGUGUUGGCCAUCACAGAACCAGACAUGAUCAAAGCAGUUCUAGUCAAAGAAUGUUAUUCUGCGUUCACAAACCGGCGGACUCUUGGUCCAGUGGGAUUUAUGAAAAAUGCUGUCUCCGCAUCUGAGGAUGAAGAAUGGAAGAGAAUACGAACACUGCUGUCUCCAACCUUCACUAGUGGAAAACUCAAGGAAAUGUUGCCCAUCAUUAACCAGUAUGGAGAUGCGUUGGUCAAAAACCUGAGGUGCCAAGCAGAGAAAGGCAAGCCUGUUGACUUGAAAGAAGUCUUUGGGGCCUACAGCAUGGAUGUGAUCACUUCAACGUCUUUUGGGGUGAAUGUUGAUUCUCUCAACAACCCACAUGAUCCGUUUGUGGUAAAAGCCAAGAAGCUCAUAAAUUUGGAUUUUUUUCGUCCCUUGCUUUUCUCCGUAGUACUCUUUCCAUUCCUCACUCCAGUAUAUGAAAUGUUAAAUAUCUCUACAUUCCCACGGGAUUCUUUGAAAUUUUUCACAAAAUUUGUAAAACAGAUGAAACAAAAUCGCCUGGAACCUAACCAGAAGCAACGAGUGGAUUUUCUUCAGCUGAUGAUGAAUUCCCAGAAUUCUAAAGACACUGAGUCUCAUAAAGCUCUGUCUGAUAUAGAGGUCUUGGCACAAUCAAUUAUCUUUAUUUUUGCUGGCUAUGAGACCACUAGUAACGCUCUUUCUUUCAUUAUGCAUACAUUGGCCACUCACCCUGAUGUACAGAAGAAACUGCAGCAGGAGAUUGAUACUACUUUGCCGAAUAAGGCAUUUCCUACCUAUGAUGUCAUGACGGAGAUGGAAUAUUUGGAUAUGGUCGUGAGUGAAACUCUCAGAUUAUAUCCAAUCUCUAGCCGAAUUUUCAGGAUGUGUAAAAAAGAUGUUAAAAUCAAUGGAGUGUUCAUUCCCAAAGGGACAGCGGUGAUGGUACCAAUGUUUGUUCUUCAAAGAGACUCAAAGUACUGGCCAGAACCUGAUAAAUUCCACCCUGAAAGGUUCAGUAAGAAGAACAAGGAGAACAUUGACCCUUACAUAUACAUGCCCUUUGGGAAUGGACCCAGGAACUGUAUUGGCAUGCGGUUUGCUCUCAUGAACAUGAAACUUGCUCUCAUCCGAGUCCUGCAGAACUUCUCCUUCCACCCUUGUAAAGAAACACAAAACUUACAGAAGCUCUCAUGUGACAGUGGAUCUCAACCCCUGGCUCUACCUUGAAAUCCCUGAGGAGAUUAAAAAUAUCCUCAUGCCUGGGUAAUUUUAGAUAUCCUAAAUGACUUCCACCACUCAGGGAUAUCCUAGUUAUUUGAGAACAUAUUUCAGGAGCUCUGCUCCUGAUAAACUAUGUAGUUUUUACAUCCUCAUCAUAAGUAUAGGGAUCUUCAUGUCAUUCUCCUCCUCAUUGUGUUCUUAUCUUCAAGUCCCAAUCCCACUGCCAGAUGUAGGCCAUAUCCAUUUUGACUAUGACCCAUUUAUUCCUCUGCUCUGUUAACAACUGCUGCAGGAUGUUAUCAUUACCAACAUUAAUACUUUGCCAUUAAACCACACAAUUUGUUUCUCUAGUCUUUUGCUGUAUUGGUGAAUGUCCUCCUUCCUUCUAUAUUACCUCAUUUUAUUCGUUGUGUAAACUCCCAACGAUUCCUUGCAGAAACUUAGCCCACUGCAAGCAUUCAGAGAAUGUUGAAGAAUCAUUUGUUGUUAUAUUGGAGAUCUUAAUACGUUUCAAGUUAUUUUAAUUUAAAA
This is a messenger RNA of Fukomys damarensis (Damara mole-rat), 2133 nucleotides long. Its product is annotated as cytochrome P450 3A14. The transcript is spliced from 13 exons. Lineage: Eukaryota; Metazoa; Chordata; Mammalia; Rodentia; Bathyergidae. The record is from RefSeq and is a predicted model, not a curated record. Gene Ontology annotation, biological process: oxidative demethylation; steroid metabolic process. Gene Ontology annotation, molecular function: iron ion binding; testosterone 6-beta-hydroxylase activity; oxidoreductase activity, acting on paired donors, with incorporation or reduction of molecular oxygen, reduced flavin or flavoprotein as one donor, and incorporation of one atom of oxygen. The coding region runs from base 151 to 1608 and encodes 485 amino acids.